Molecule: messenger RNA, 945 nt
Organism: Pleurotus ostreatus (oyster mushroom)
Lineage: Eukaryota; Fungi; Basidiomycota; Agaricomycetes; Agaricales; Pleurotaceae
Exons: 4
Coding region: 1-945 (314 amino acids)
Biological process (GO): TOR signaling
Cellular component (GO): cytosol
Source: RefSeq, a predicted model, not a curated record
AUGACUGAAGCAGUCGCCGUGCCAGAGCACAAGCUGGCUGAAUCGCCAAAUACACGCUCAAUCGAGAUAUACGACUGGUCCAUCCAAGUCUCCACGAAUCCAAUCUCGAAUUCCGCUGAACUCGAUGCGCUUCAAGGCUCCCUGGGGAUACCCCUACCGGAGAUGACCUUCGGCAGCAACUACCUUGAGCUGGAGCAUCGCCCAAGUCGCUGGAUAUACAGAUUUGAUACAGAGAACGCUCUCAAAGGUGUACGCAAGGGCGAGCUUCAGGACGGGGAUGGCGGUGUCAAAGUCGGCUACGCAGACGCUUGGUUGAAAAGUCGGACGGACCCGUCUUCUGCGAGCCAGAUGCCUACGACGGUAGCCACGAAACCGUACGAUUGGACAUAUACCACAACGUACUCAGGACAUCCUAGUCACUCCGGUUCAGACGGUUGGAAAAUCGACGAGUCGUUACAGAUCCCUAUGGCGGAGCUCACACGACCGGAUCCGAUUCUGUUCUUCGCAGAGGUUCCUCUGUUUGAAGACGAGUUGCAUGACAAUGGUACGGCAAGCUACACAAUCAAGAUCCGCGUGAUGCCGACAUGUAUCUUCCUCCUUGCUCGUUUCACACUCCACGUCGACAAUGUGCUGUUUCGCAUGCAUGAUACACGGAUGUACCAUUCGUUUGCGUCGAAGCCACCACAGUUUAUCCGAGAGGUGAGCGGUUGGGAAGCUCCAUAUGAUAUCGUGAAACGGAAACUACCUCGGCGGGAUGACUUGACGCCGUUGACUGACCCGCAAUUCAUCGGGAAGGUCUUAACGGAGAUGAACCCCCGGAUUUCGCAACAUGAAGGUGCAAAGACGGGCUGGAGAGGUCUUGGAACCACACGGGCUGUCAUAAAACUGGACACGGUAGCCGAAACAACAGAAGCAAUGGCAGGACUCAGCGUAGCCUCGACGUAA